Molecule: messenger RNA, 3391 nt
Organism: Piliocolobus tephrosceles (Ugandan red Colobus)
Lineage: Eukaryota; Metazoa; Chordata; Mammalia; Primates; Cercopithecidae
Gene: GLRX2
Product: glutaredoxin 2
Exons: 5
Coding region: 94-657 (187 amino acids)
Cellular component (GO): mitochondrion
Molecular function (GO): protein-disulfide reductase activity
Source: RefSeq, a predicted model, not a curated record
GGGCAAGGCGGGGUCCGGGCCGGAGGAGGCGGGUUCCUAGGAUCCGCGGUGUCCGGCCGGCGAUACAGCUUUCUGCGGUUCAGGGCUCUGAUCAUGUUCUGGCACCGCGUGGCGCUGGCGGGGACGCGGCUAGUUCGGAGCAGGAGCGGCUUGGCAGGCUGGCUUGACAGGGCGGCGGGAGCUGCGGGAGCUGCAAGAGCUGCGGCGGCUGCGGCCUCUGGAAUGGAGAGCAACACAUCAUCAUCUUUGGAGAAUUUAGCAACGUCGCCUAUGAACCAGAUCCAAGAAACAAUUUCUGAUAAUUGUGUGGUGAUUUUCUCAAAAACAUCCUGUUCUUACUGUACAAUGGCAAAAAAGCUUUUCCAUGACAUGAAUGUUAACUAUAAAGUGGUGGAAUUGGACCUGCUUGAAUAUGGAAACCAGUUCCAAGAUGCUCUUUACAAAAUGACUGGUGCAAGAACUGUUCCAAGAAUAUUUGUCAAUGGUACUUUUAUUGGAGGUGCAACUGACACUCAUAGGCUUCACAAAGAAGGAAAAUUGCUCCCACUGGUUCAUCAGUGUUAUUUAAAAAAAAAAAAGAAACUGUCUAAGCAUCCUGUAGAGCCAUACAGACAUGUUGACAGAUAUGGCCAUAACUUAAAGAGGAACACAAGGUAAAAGAAGUUUUGUUUUGAAGACCAUCCUUACUUGACCAUGUUUAUAUAUUAUGAGGAAGGCUAAGGAUAAAAUCUUGGUGAAUAUUACCAACUAAGAACUAAUGAGAGAAGGGCUUUUUAAAGAGAGACAGAAAAGGAGGUGCGCAGAGUUGAAGAAAACUAAUGGACCACGAGGAAGAGAACUUCGAAGGAGUGAAUGGUUGGUAAUUUUAAAUGGUCAGAGGAAAAGUAAAUAAAAGGCUAGAAAAUGAUCAUUGGAUUUAGCAAGUAGGAGUGACUAGUGAGAGUAAGCAGUAGAGUGGUACAAGAAGUAGCUUGAUUACAGUGAGAUCAGGAGGAUAUGCAGUGAGGAGGAAACUUCACAGCUAGACUACUCUUUUGUAGACACAAAAACUAUGAAUGAAAGUAAGAGAAAGGAUGGGACUUAGAGGAAAAAUCUUUUUACCUUUUUCAACGGGAAGAUGCUAAGAUUGAAAGAUUCAAUUUGGAGAGCUGAAGAUACAGUAGAGAAGGGGGACAACUGAAGGAAUUAGAUUCCUGAAAGAAAUGAGACAGAAUGAGCUUAGAGCAUCCAGGUUGAGACUGGCCUACUAACAGCAAAAGAGGUACUUCUUUUAAGGGUAAAGAGUAUAGGUAAAGAUAGAUUUGAGGGAGUGAGGGAUAAGGAAAUUGAAGACAUUCCCCUCUGACAGGAGAUGUAGAAUGCCAAAUGGUAUGUGGAGAAAUUUGGUAGAGAUGGGAGGAAUGAAAGACUGGGUCUCAGAGAGGGGAACACAUAGUGGUGUAGGGGGAUAAGUGCAUGGAAGAAUGGAGAACCUCACAUUGUGAAUGUGACUGAGGGGUACAGUGAUCUGAAUUGUGUUGGGAAUAUUAGUGUCAAUAUUCCAACUAAGAUUCUAGUACAAAUUUGCUUAUGUUAGUGGAAGCCUGGGUCUCAGGUGGUAUCAGAGAUGUAAUGAUCAUAUUAGUCAUUAGGGACAAAUUUAUAGUUACUGAAUACAGCACAGGCUGAAACUCCUGGUGCAGUAGAUGCCUCUUCUCCUAUUCAUUAUUAUCCUCUUUUCAAUUUGGCUUUUAUCUCUACCUUUUGAUCCAAAACACUUUAAGAAGACUAACAUGCUUCACAAAGACUGAUACCUUAAUUGCCAAUUCCAGUAGAAAAUGCUAUGCUUUUCUGAUCUUCACAUUGCAUAGACUCUGCUAGUCUCUCCCUUAGCUUUCAUAAAAACAGUCUCUGGUGGCACUUCAACCUGUCUACUUCUGCUUAUUAGUUAUAUUUGUUAGAUGAGUAACACUGAAAUGACAUCUAAUAUCAGAUAAUUCUACUACACCUGCUUUCCUGUACCAAGGACCAACUGGUGGGAUUUAAAAGGUCCCAAACCAAACCUCAAAAUUCCCUCUCCCUUCAAAUUCUUUUCUUUGUAUUAUUCAUUGUGACCACAUGUAGCUACAUUAUUGGUUCCCUUGAGAGUAGAAACCAAAUCUUACCAUUUUUGUCUCCUCUUUUGUAUUGCUUUUAUGUAAUUAGUAAUACAUACUUAAAGCCAAAUAUCAUUAAAGUUGACUUUCUGAAUCAUUUCCCAAAUAAUCAUGCACAAUUGGUUUCUCUUUCCCAUAACACAUUUUGAGAAUAAAAGCCUCAAUAUGUGUAAUGCAAUAUAUAAUACAAGUCUUUAAGAUAAAUUCUGUAAUCAGAAUGAUAAAUGUACUAUAUGUAGGUAGUGAAAAAUAUAAUCAAGAAAAAAUAAAGUUUUAAAGAAAAGUAGUGAAUGCUGAGUAAAAAUGUCAUCUUAGAACAAUAUUUCUGUUUUUCUAAUAUAUUUAAUACAAGGUAUUCAAGUACUUUUCUAGAGCAAGCAGCAAAAUGAACUUCUAAAUCUAUAAAGGAUGUCUAAGAGGUAAUCUCUAAGUGUAAUCCUUAUAAUCCCUAUUAGAAGAAAUCAAGUUAUUUAUUCACAGACUCUUCCUUUUGCAUAUUACGAUAUAAAUGACAACCCUGAUGACAUACCCUUUCAGUUUUUUUGCAGCAGAAAAUGCUUAGCUUUUCCUAUGCUUCUGCGACUGUACUUUCCAGAGUGCAACAUAAAACAGUGGAACAGAUAACAUUAUUAGCAGCCAGGACACCUUUCUACUUUAUUGUAUAAAUUUAUCAGAGUCAUAUUCAUAUUUUUAAAGACAGAAAAGAGAAUAACAUGUCUCAAGCUACUCUCCUUCUUGUCACUGAGUGUGAUACACAAAUAAACUCAAAAUUUGGCAAAGUGAUAGGAUACUGUGGCAUCUUAUAAGAGAGAGUAACACAGCAGAAAGUUUCAAAAACCCCUGGUAUUUCCUGAGAAACAGGAGUGUCUCUGUUACAUUAAUGAGGCAACAUGGGCCCCUAGGAAGCUUCAGGAUGGGAGCUAGUCACUAGAAAGACCAACCAUAUGUUUAGAGGAAUAAACUGGUCAGGCUAACCUUCUAGAAAAGGAAGAGGACUUGAGAUCGAAUUCAGUUACGCAGCUAAUGAUUUAAUCAAUCAUGCCCAUGUGACAAAACCUCAUAAAAACUCUGUUCAUUGAUACUCAGUGGAGCAUCCUUGGUGAACAAAAACUGAUGUGCUGGGAAAGUGAUGUGCCCACAUUUCACAAGGAUGGCAUGGAAGUUCUGCAUCCUUUCCUUGCCCCAAACCUUGCCAUAUGUGUCUACUUCCUGUUUGGCUGUUCCUGAGUUGUAUCUCUUAUAAUAAAACUGUAAUU